GCGCCGUACUGGCGCCCGGAGCGCUCGUUCAUUAUGAAUUUAUUUUUUCCCUCCCCUGUCCCCAUCUCUCCUCCCCCUCCCCCCCACGUCCCCCUCGGGUGAGUCGGCAUCCAGCUUUGCGUUCCGUCGGCUCGGUGUCCCUCUCAUGACCUUCCCCUCCACCCCUCCGCUUUUAAUGGGACCCUCACGCGCUGCCGCGCCUACGACGGAGCUACACAGUCACCGCGGCAUCGGCUCUGUGGCGUCCGUUCUCCCCCUGAGAACCUCGCCCCCGAGCCACUGAGGUCUACGGACAAGGUUCCUCAUGAAAGUAUUCUUUUUAAGACAACUAAAAGACAGGGGGAUGGAAAGAAAGUGCUGCAAGCGCCCGAGGUCAUGCUCCUCAGCUAUUUAUACAUUCCUGCUAGGCGUGGUAUUCAUUGCUUUAAGUUCAAGUCGCAUCUUACUGGUAAAAUACUCUGCCAACGAAGAGAACAAGUAUGACUAUCUUCCAACUACUGUGAAUGUGUGCUCAGAACUGGGGAAACUAGUUUUCUGUGUCCUUGUGUCACUCUGUGUUAUAAAGAAAGAAAAUCAUCAAAGUAGACAUUUGAGAUGUGCUUCCUGGAAGGAAUUCUCUAAUUUCAUGAAAUGGUCCAUUCCUGGCUUUCUCUAUUUCCUGGAUAACUUGAUUGUCUUCUAUGUCUUAUCCUAUCUUCAACCUGCCAUGGCUGUUAUCUUCUCAAAUUUUAGCAUUAUAACAACAGCUCUUCUAUUCAGGAUAGUGCUGAAGCGUCAUCUAAGCUGGAUACAGUGGGCUUCUCUCGUGAUUCUGUUUCUGUCUAUUGUGGCGCUAACUGCCAGCACAAAAGCUUCACAGCAUAAUUUGGCAGGACACGGAUUUCAUCACGAUGCCUUCUUCAACCCAUCCAAUUCCUGCCUUCAUUUCAGAAGUGAAUGUUCCAGAAGGGACAAUUGUACAGCAAUGGAGUGGACUUUUCCUGAAGCUAAAUGGAACACCACGGCCAGAAUUUUCAGCCACAUCCGUCUGGGCUUAGGCCAUAUUCUUAUUAUAGUCCAGUGUUUUGUUUCUUCGAUGGCCAAUAUCUAUAAUGAAAAGAUACUGAAGGAAGGGAACCAGGUCACUGAAAGCAUCUUCAUUCAGAACAGUAAACUCUACUUUUUUGGCAUUGUCUUCAAUGGGCUGACACUGGGCCUUCAGAGAAGUAACCGUGGUCAGAUUCAGAACUGUGGCUUUUUUUACGGCCACAAUGCAUUUUCAGUAGCCCUCAUUUUUGUUACUGCAUUCCAGGGCCUUUCAGUGGCUUUCAUUCUGAAGUUCCUGGAUAACAUGUUCCAUGUCUUGAUGGCCCAAGUCACCACGGUCAUCAUCACCACAGUGUCUGUCCUGGUCUUUGACUUCAGGCCCUCCUUGGACUUCUUCCUGGAAGCUCCAUCAGUCCUCCUCUCCAUAUUUAUUUAUAAUGCCAGCAAGUCUCAAAACGUGGAAUGUGCGCCUAGGCAAGAAAGGAUCCGAGAUCUGAGUGGCAAUCUAUGGGAGCGUUCCAGUGGGGAUGGAGAGGAGCUGGAGAGACUUACCAAACCCAAGAGUGAUGAGUCAGAUGACGACGCUUUCUAAUUGGUACCCACAUACUUGGCAGCUCUGCAAACUGUGUUUAUACUUGUAACAUCUGCAGCAUUUGUCUUCUCACUCUGAUAAACUCUUUACAUAAAUCUAACCACUCCUGGACGGUUCUAUCCAAACCUUGUAGUACCUAAAGGGUGACACGUGUCUAAGGACUAGAGCAGGAAUGACAGCAUAAUGCCUGUAUCAGUAGCACAGUACUGAACAGGUCAGCAGGAUUGGUACAGGUUACUUUGCUUGUCCUCUAAGUUCCAGAAACCUUGUGGAAAUCAUGUUAAGUGGACCAAACCGUACAAACACCCAAAUGGAGAUCAGUUUGGCAGGUAUUAACCAUUAGGUACUAGUGUGCAUGCCACAGUGUCCUCUAUUUUUAUAUAUCAUUAUAAAUAUUGUGUAGGUUGUCCCUCCAAUUUUGAGAUCUUAGAUGUAGUUAUUUCACUUUUAAAGUAAUGAGACUGUAACUUCAUACCUGGCUGUGCCAUAGUCUUGGGAUGAGGGUCUGUGUGAGAUCUUUUGCUGAAAAAGCACAUUUUCCAAAACAAAAUUUCAGAAUCGUGAUUUUUAGGAAUUCAUGGGAAACUUUAUUCUCAGCAAUUUAGGAUUUGGUUAAAAGCUAUUUGCUCACGUCACAGUUACUGCUUGUUUUGUAAAUCACUUAAACCAUUGUGAGGUUUCCCUCCCUCUUCAGUUUGUACAUUUUCAAAAUCUUACAUCACAACUUUUGUGUUUGUAGGUUUUGCAGAAUUAAUAAGGCAUUUUAUUUUGUGAGUUGUUAAUUGAAGCUUGUGACUGUUAUGUACUUGAUAUAAUAUCCUGCUUGCUAGAGUCAAGGCAAGGGUGUCAAAACUAAUGUGGAAAAAUUGCUUUUACAAAAAUCUCUUUGUAAAUACCUGUUGACUUUUAAUGAAGCAGAAUACUGUUACUGUACAUCUAGGAAGGCCAGUCAUCAAGAGCCAUGUUGCAGAAACAGUUCAUACUCAUAAAUAAGUACAUGGUCUUUUUGUCAGGCACUUUUGCAUGCUGCCAAAUGACUCUUCUAGGUAUAGCAGCCAGGUGACAGAUAAUUAACAAGUGAGAAAACAGAGUAAUUUGUCCCAGGUCAUAUAGCUGGAUGGUGAUGGAAACAGACUUUAACUAAUAAGCUUGUAAUUAUUCAAAGUCCUACACUGUAAAUAUGAAUUAUAAGAUAUCAUACAGCCUUCACAUUCCUUCUUUCUUCAGUUUUCAUGUAUUUGUAUGUAAGAUAAUACUGUUAUUGAAUCCAUCUGUCAACCCCAGAAAAACAUAAUUGCCAAUAAUUGGUAAACUUUUUUAAUUAAAAUAAUUAUUAAACAUA
This is a messenger RNA of Jaculus jaculus (lesser Egyptian jerboa), 2960 nucleotides long. RefSeq names its product solute carrier family 35 member A5 (gene Slc35a5). The record is from RefSeq and is a predicted model, not a curated record. Gene Ontology annotation, cellular component: Golgi membrane. Lineage: Eukaryota; Metazoa; Chordata; Mammalia; Rodentia; Dipodidae. Bases 305 to 1618 code for a protein of 437 amino acids. Gene Ontology annotation, biological process: pyrimidine nucleotide-sugar transmembrane transport. Gene Ontology annotation, molecular function: pyrimidine nucleotide-sugar transmembrane transporter activity. The transcript is spliced from 7 exons.